CCUUCAUCAAGCAUUUCCCUGGGCCACACCAGAAGGUCAUGCGGAACGCCACUGAGCUAUUGGGUUUCAUCCGGGAUGAAGUAAAAGAACACAAGGAAACUCUGGAUCCAGACAGCCCUCGAGACUUCAUUGAUGCCUACCUGCUGGAGAUCGAGAAACAAAAGUCCAACGAGGGUUCCACGUUUCAUGAGGAGAACAUGGUUAUGUCAACAGCUGACCUGUUUCUGGCUGGAACCGACACCACAUCGACCACCAUCAGAUGGGGUCUCAUCUUCUUGAUUCAAAACCCAGAUGUACAAGGUGCUAAAGCUAAACAUUAGCAAAAGAUAAGAACACUACAGUCUUGUUCUAGUAGACGAAAUUCUUGAAAAUAAAUCUUUUCAAGUAGUGUGGUCACGUAAGUGUAAAAUUUGUGGGUCUAGUAGUGUAGGCCUAUUAUUUUGUGUAAAUUUCUAAUGGUCAAAGUGGCGCAUCUGCAUGACCAACUCAAUUGAACCCACUGCGAAAAUCUGCAUGGAGAAAUCUUUCGCGCUUCCCUUUUAAAUGAAUGGAUUUCAGCCGCGAAAAUUCACCAGAACAACUAUAAAUGUGACUGCAUCUGAUAAUGGCAGUAGUGCAGCAAUGUAUGAAG
Molecule: messenger RNA, 631 nt
Organism: Sinocyclocheilus rhinocerous
Lineage: Eukaryota; Metazoa; Chordata; Actinopteri; Cypriniformes; Cyprinidae
Product: cytochrome P450 2C31-like
Exons: 2
Coding region: 39-320 (93 amino acids)
Biological process (GO): xenobiotic metabolic process
Cellular component (GO): intracellular membrane-bounded organelle; cytoplasm
Molecular function (GO): oxidoreductase activity, acting on paired donors, with incorporation or reduction of molecular oxygen, reduced flavin or flavoprotein as one donor, and incorporation of one atom of oxygen; iron ion binding; heme binding
Source: RefSeq, a predicted model, not a curated record